Tigriopus californicus is the source of this 2430-nucleotide messenger RNA. Its product is annotated as putative polypeptide N-acetylgalactosaminyltransferase 10. The transcript has 12 exons. Bases 548 to 2323 code for a protein of 591 amino acids. NCBI's taxonomy places the organism in Eukaryota, Metazoa, Arthropoda, Copepoda, Harpacticoida, Harpacticidae. Gene Ontology annotation, cellular component: Golgi apparatus. The record is from RefSeq and is a predicted model, not a curated record.
CAAAUAACUAACAAUGGUACAUGAGUUGUGCGAAAUGGGGUCAAAAUUACUCAAAAACACUUUUAACUAAACCUCAUUUUGCUAUUAUGGGAACUUGUGUCAGUGUUGACCGGCCAAAUCAAAAGGGAAAGAACCACAUAAACUUCCCUGCAAGUUGGCGAGAACAGGCAUUAGACAUACGAUUUUGCUAAAGGAGGCAAUGACGUAACAGCAAAGAAGGCGCAAUCUGACAAGCACAAGAUACACAAUUUUUUUCGGGUAGAAUAAGGACCAGGCUAUAACACGCAAGAUCAGUUUCCGACGCGCAAAAUUUGUCUGGACUCUACAUGGAUUUCGAAUAUACCGCUAUUUCCGGCGAAAAAGCAGCCUCAACCUCGAUCGAAUCAUAAGACAGGCCGAUUGCUGAUUUGAAGAAGAGGGAGUGCAUAGGCAAUGCAUAGCACUGAGCUACACAUGACAUGCAGAAGUGACACGAAAGCAAUCAUGAUUGCUCACAUACCUGGAGGCAAUUCAAAUUAGUAACAAGUGUCUAUCAUGUAGCGAAAAAAUGAGAUUGAAGGUCCCCAAGAAGAAACUAUUUCAACUAAGUCAAGCAUCAAUGAUUGCAUUGAGUCUGGUCAUGGUUUUACACUGGCUGCUUCCCAAGCAAAACAAUCAGAGUUCAAAGGCAAAUAAUGUCCAUGCACAACAACGCUCUGAUUGGGACUUUGACGUGAGUCAAAAAGUGGACUGGCAUGACCAUCAAUCCAUCCAAGCGGAUCGAAUCCGAAUUGGACCCGGAGAACAGGGUUCUAAAGUGACUCUGUCGCCAGAGGAUAAGAUCAAUCCUCUCCAGGGAACUUUGUACUCGGCCAAUGGGUUCAAUGCCUUUGCCAGCGAUCAGAUAUCCUUGGACCGGUCGGUCAAGGAUAUCCGACAUCCAGAGUGCAAGAACAAGGUCUACUCGAAAGAGUUGCCCACGGUGUCUGUGAUAAUCCCGUUCAUCAAUGAACACUGGAGCACUUUGGUUCGGACCUUUCAUAGCGUUUUGAAUCGAUCGCCGGAAUCACUCAUCCGGGAAAUCAUCCUUGUGGACGAUGCUAGCGAUAAGAUUCAUCUGAAGGAUAAAUUGGACACAUAUGUGCAUAACACGCCUCGGUUAAAGGGGAAAGUUCGGAUUCUCCGACUGUCCCAAAGGUCCGGAUUGAUUGAGGCUCGUCAAACUGGAGCCAAAAAUGCCAAAGGCGAGGUUCUUAUCUUCUUGGACUCGCACACGGAGUGUAACUACAACUGGCUUCCGCCUUUAUUGGAGCCCAUCGCCGCCGAUUAUAGGACGGCCGUUUGUCCUUUCAUUGAUGUGAUAGACAUGGAUAACUUUGAAUAUCGGGCCCAAGAUGAAGGGAAGAGAGGGUCCUUUGACUGGGAGCUCUAUUACAAACGGCUGGAUCUUCUUCCCGAGGAUCUGGCCAACCCGACUCGACCUUUUAAAAGUCCAGUUAUGGCGGGAGGAUUAUUUGCGAUCAGUGCCAAGUUCUUCUGGGAACUCGAAGGCUACGAUGAAGGCCUCAAAAUCUGGGGAGGAGAGCAAUACGAGCUUUCGUUCAAGAUCUGGCAAUGCGGAGGUCAAAUGUUUGAUGCUCCUUGCUCGAGAAUUGGACACAUUUAUCGAAAGUUUGCACCUUUCAGUUCCGGUGGUUUUGGGAACUAUCUCGGAAAGAACUACCGACGAGUAGCUGAUGUAUGGAUGGAUGAGUAUGCCGAGUACAUCUAUAAGCGGAAACCCAAUUACAAAUCGAUUGAUCCUGGAGAUAUAUCCAAACAAAAGGCUUUAAGGGAGCGAUUGCAAUGCAAAUCGUUCAAAUGGUUCAUGGAAAACGUGGCCUUUGACCAGCCCAAACAUUAUCCACCCGUGGAACCCGAUGAUUACGCCCAUGGAUUCAUCAAGAACGUCCAGUAUUCAAACUUAUGUGCCACAGCCGGUUCCAGCAAUGAGCCGUUUUUCGUAUCGGAAUGUGAUGGCUCGUCGCGGCAAAAGUUCAUUUUGAAUUGGCACAAAGACAUCCGGACUUACGUGUCGCAUUCCAUGUGUUGGGAUGUCUCUCAGGGAGGCGAUGAAGCUCCAGUUAUGCCUUAUCCCUGUCAUGGAGGAAAAGGCAAUCAGUUAUGGCGCUAUUAUCCGGAGACCCAGCUCCUCCGCCAUUAUGGAAAUCAAAGGUGUCUGGAUAUCAAUGCCGACACGAAAAAACUAUUCGUGAGCAAUUGUCGUCCAGGAUUGGAGAGUCAAAAAUGGCUCCUGGACAACAUGAAUCAAAAUCGUUUGGAAAACUGGGAACAAGAGCCGUGAUUGGUCUGAUUGCGUUGUGCAUUUUCCUCGUCCGAAUGUGAUAUAGAAACAAACCCCCCUAACAAGAUCCAACGAAAAAAAAUAGAAAUAAAUUUAACCGAACCUUU